AACUCGUGUCCAGGCAAAACACGCUCAGCUCCUUCCAGACAAGUUGAAGCUGUGUGCGGCGCAGAGAGGUGCAGCUGGAAAUUACGCCCAAAACUGGACAUAACGGUGGACAUAACUGGCCACGUACUACCGAGAGACAUUUUAAAAAAGGGGGAAAGAGGAGAAAACUGGCGGGCGAUUUCCGCUGAUGGAGGAUGAGGAGGAGGACUUGCCUCUGCCGUCUCACUGCUGCGGAAGGCCACUCGAGGACAGAGCGACGACGAACAGAGCUACGCUGAGCGAUAACUCCACGCCGAGCUCCGGGGGAGGAGGGAGAAUGCCGCUUCUUCAGACUAUUCCCCGCUGCAGGGCGACGGGCUCUGCAACAGCGCCCCCUUGUGGAACAGCCGGACCACUCCACCGGCCGCUGCACAGCACCGUGGGGUUGGGGUUAGUGUCCAGUCCGACUGGAUCUGCAGAAGAGACCAGAGCUCUUCUUCACAGUCUGAUCUUCUUCCCUGAAGGCGAUCCGGGGUUCGCCCCUCACUUCCCGGCCACGUCCGAGCCGAACCUGCCUGCCGCAAGAGAGGAGGAGCAAGAGCAAGAGGAGGAAGGCGAAGGCAGGCCAGAGGGAAAAGAGGAGGACGCUCAAGAGGGGAUGAGCGUGGAAGUGCAGAUCGGACGCAAACUGCGCGAGAUCGGAGACCAGUUCCAGCAGGAGCACCUAGAGACAUUCAUGCAGUAUCAGAGGGGUCAGUUGCCGGGUUGGUGGCGUUUGGCGACGACGCUCUACAACUUGCUGUUUCCGAGGGAAGCCAUCGGACCGCGCGGAGCUCAGAGAUGAGGGGGCGCUCCCUGUCUGGGUGCUAGCGCCCUCUGGAGGUCCACAGCGAGAUGAACUUAGGGCUCAGCGAUGGAAAGAGUGAAACUGAUGAAGAAAGAGAGAAGAACAAGUGCGAGUCGCCGCUGGACGGGGACUUCCUCCGCCCCUCUUUACUCUGUCUCUCUCUCUCCGUCUCUGUGAAGAAGCCAUCCUUCAAAAAACGGGGCGAAAAAAGUGUUUCCGGUUUCUUUUGCCUUAUUUUGAUUUCAUUUUUUCGUUCCCGCUUGUUACGAAAGAACGGACCUCGUCUGAAAUCUGUGAAUGCCUUACUUGAGCCUGCAGCACCAGACUGGAAUGAUUUGGUAAAUCGGGCAAGGAGCGGAUUGUUAGCCGUUCCGAGCCGCUCAAACACACUGGACUCACUCCUCACACGCGAACUUACACUUUUCCUUUUCUUUUUUUUUCUGUCGGCAUGGUUACAAUUAGCUCUCUUCUGUGCUCGUUUUUGGUUCUGUUUUUCUCCUCCUUCUUCUUCUUGGGUUGCUGGUUCUGUCAUAUCUUUAAGACUUCACUCAGUGCUCUCAGUGCCAUCAGGAGAUUCAGUUUAACGAACUCGUUUUUUUGUAACCGGAGGGAGAAUCCGAAGACGACUUGUAAACGAUCGAUCCGAAUGUCAUCGAUGGAGCUUCGUCGCCUUAACCUGCAGUCUAAUCGACCUGAAGCCUUUAAGAUCCGAUGCUGAUUUUGUCUCUGAGGGAUCAGAGGGACUCUGGCCGAGGAACGUUUUCCUGCUCAGAAGAUUCAGAAAAAGGUCUAUACGGUUUACUGUGGGACGUUUCUCAGUCUAAGCUGCACGAUUUUUACACGCGACAAAAGAUUUUUACAUGGAGAAUCAGACGCUUUUGUAACGAGAUCUUCUUUCUUUAGGACUUUCUGAAGGUUUUGACCUGUGACUCAUUAAAAUUAAAGGUGCUACGGUGUAAAGAACGGCCACAUUCAGCAAGUAUUGCCUCAUAAGAGGAGCAAAACAAAAGAAUGUACCUUCAUAUGAAUUAAGAAGAAAAAAUUGGGGAUGAAGUUAGUGCAUCUUUUUUUAAAAACAGUGACCCAAUUUAAAUAUCCUGCGUCUUUAUCUUCGCGCUGUAUAAAUACUUGGUUAAUGUGGCUUUCAAGCAUGAAUCUAAUCACUGUACGCUGCAAACUGUGAGAAAAAACAGGAACAUCUGCAAAUGCGUAAGAACAUUGCGGUCACUGACGUAUGAAAACCUCCGCUGUUAUUUAUUUGCGUCAUUUCGUCAUUCAACGCUGGCCGUCCUUCGCAUUUCGCUACUGGUCCAACAGAAAUGCUCCAAAAUCUCCUGACAGCACAUUAAAGUUAUGCUUUUCUAUCUCCUACGAAGUCAUUUCCAGAGAUGCAAGGUUUUCUACGUCGGCGAUGUCCCGUACGAUGACAUAGCUGCCAUAGCAGAUGCGUAAACGUCCCUCUCAGACAGUGAGACGUUCCGUCAGGCGGAGGUUUUAGAUGAUAUCUGACCAUAACAAUCAUGUGGUGGGUAGACGUGGAGCUGUAAAAGCAAUACUGUCGCCACUAAAGUGCACGAACCAGCGUCCGCAGCAGAUAAUCUACCGUCCAAUCAGAGCGAGGAAGGCAAUCACUUGUAGGAAAUGACUGUAAAUGACUGCGCUUACAAUUCAGAUACUUUCUCAGACCUAUGAGCUUGUGGUUCUCAUGACGACUCGGUUGAAGAAGUUUGAGGAACUGCACUUCAGUGUAUAUAAACGCCACUGCUUUUAACGCAAACGUCUAUGCUUUUGUUUCGAUUGGAGGCCCCAAACACUCGAUUCACAGACAGAAGUCACGAGGUUUUGCAUUCGCCGUUGAAAUCUGGCGAGAAAGGAGGGAAAAAUGCGCUGGAGAUCCGUACGCUGGCCGUUUUGACCAGCUGAGCAUCCAAAGCAUUUCUUCUCCUCGGAAAAUGCAAAAAAAAAUACGUACCAUCGCUCUUCCCGGCACCUCAUGGUGGGCUUUUCCUUUAUUGUGACAGUGCAAGAGGCCAUUCGCGACUUUACCAGAGUGAUUUUUUAAAAUUUUAUGAAUUCUUUCAGGGCGUGGCUAAGAUUUCGUCGGUGUCCAAUGAGAAGGCCAGGACUUUGUCAGAUGACUGGCUCGUGAUUUGGGCCUGAUUUUUAUUUAUGUGUGGUAAAGAAGGAUGGGCGUGCAGGAAAGGGACUGUAAUAGAUGAAUACUAUUUAUUUAUUUUAGAUAAAUACAAAUAUAUUAUAUAUAUAUACAUAUAUAUAUAUAAACCUUUGUACAAAUUAAAGACAUAUGAACGGAUUUAGACGAAUUCUCAUAAAAGUGGUCAUAAAUGUGGAUGAAAUCUAAGAUUCAGCUGCAUUCCAUCUCCAGGGGGCCAAAUGCUUUGUUCAAGGGACUGUUUCUCACAAUUACAACUGGACGCUAUUCCUUUUUGCCAUUCCCAGCUGACGACGACACUUUCUUUGCGCUUUCAUGAUAGAUAAUUGACAUCCCAGCUAACCCAGUACCACUCGGAGUUGGUUCUCGGCACCCGAGUCGAGUCAGCAGCCUUCAUGAGCUGAAUGGGGUUGGGUUUUGGGGUGGCCGACGACAUCUGAAAAAAUGAAUGACCACGUUUUCUUGAUAAAAUAAGUUAGUAUUAUGGAUGGCAUUGCCACUCAUGUAAUUCCGUGUGUAGUUCAGUCAGAUGCUAACGGGCUGUAAAGGAUGUUAGCGUAUUUGGUAACUACAUGAAAUGCAUACGUAGGACGUUGCUACAAAAUUUGCUUCACAGCAUUAGAGCUGGGAGGGAGGGGUGCCAUACGUUUUUGUCUAUUGGGGCAAAAGCAGUGUUAGUGAUGGGCUGAGGGCCAACAAGCCAAAACAAUAUAGGACUUAAGAGGGCAGGUUCCAAAUCAAUGCAUUUGAUAGCAUAUUACACUAUAUUAUACACACUAUAUUGUAUACAUCACUGCUGACGGAACAAAACCUCGUAUCUCCAUUUUUGGCGUUUUUCAGUUUUUGCCAUAAUCUGAAAGGACCUGUUGCUCUUUACAUUGUGUGU
Pygocentrus nattereri (red-bellied piranha) is the source of this 3885-nucleotide messenger RNA. RefSeq names its product BCL2 modifying factor 2 (gene bmf2). The record is from RefSeq and is a predicted model, not a curated record. Lineage: Eukaryota; Metazoa; Chordata; Actinopteri; Characiformes; Serrasalmidae. The transcript is spliced from 4 exons. Gene Ontology annotation, cellular component: myosin complex. Gene Ontology annotation, biological process: negative regulation of autophagy; positive regulation of apoptotic process; apoptotic process. Bases 188 to 823 code for a protein of 211 amino acids.